Messenger RNA from Branchiostoma floridae (Florida lancelet), 4168 nucleotides. RefSeq names its product probable ATP-dependent RNA helicase vasa-like. The record is from RefSeq and is a predicted model, not a curated record. The transcript is spliced from 20 exons. Gene Ontology annotation, cellular component: P granule; nucleus. Bases 254 to 2686 code for a protein of 810 amino acids. Gene Ontology annotation, biological process: cell differentiation; gamete generation. Lineage: Eukaryota; Metazoa; Chordata; Leptocardii; Amphioxiformes; Branchiostomatidae. Gene Ontology annotation, molecular function: RNA helicase activity; ATP binding; RNA binding.
AUUAACUUCUGCUCUAUUUUGUUCUCACGUCGGGAGCGCGGAAGAGUAUGAUUAAAAGCCGGUGUUCCAGUGAACCGGCCACACGUGCAGUUUUGGAGCAGAGAGUUGUCAACACGUGUCAUCUUCACUCUCGUCUCUCUUUUAUCUUUUUCAAGAAAGUCUUGUUGACCCGGAAAGUGACAGGCGCUGUCGAGGCUUCUCCUAGCUCACACCUUGAACUGUGAAGUUUGUUGAAGUUGACAAGUCUUUCAAGAUGGAAGAUUGGGACGAAGGAGAGUCUUCUGCUCCAAGUUUCGCGACGUCUUCUGCGCCUUCUUCUGGGUUCGGUCGUGGGGGUGGUUUUGGAAGUGGAGGAGGUGGAGGAUUUGGCUCGGGUGGAGGAGGUGGUGGAUUCGGCUCUGGUGGAGGCUUUGGGGGUGGUGGAGACAGUGGAGGGGGCUUUGGCGGUGGAAGGGGUAGCAGCAAUGGAGGCUCAGGGUGCUUCAAAUGUGGAGAAGAGGGCCACUUUUCCAGAGAGUGUCCUAAGGGUGGUGGUGGCAGGGGAGGUGGUGGAGGAAGUCGUGCCUGCUUCAAGUGUGGAGAAGAGGGCCACAUGUCCAGGGAAUGUCCCAGUGCUGGAGGGGGAGGAGGAAGUCGUGCCUGCUUCAAGUGUGGAGAGGAAGGCCACAUGUCCAGGGAAUGUCCCAGUGCUGGAGGGGGAGGAGGAAGCCGUGCCUGCUACAAGUGUGGAGAGGAAGGCCACAUGGCUAGAGACUGCCCAAGUGCUGGUUCAGGGGGAGGAGGAGGGUUUGGUGCAAAAAGUGGAGGAUUUGGUGCCACAAAUGGAGAUGCCAAGCCUCGCAGUGGCGGUUUCGGCCGCGGGGGCGGAUUUGGUGGUUCAAGCAACGAUGACGACGCUCCUAAAGGUGGUUUUGGCCGUGGGGGUGGAUUUGGGGGCAGCAGCGGUGGUGGUGGUGGUUUCGGAGGUGGCAGUGGAGGAUUUGGCGGGGGCAGUGGUGGAGACGACGAUGGAAAGAAAGGAGGUAGUGGCUGCUUCAAGUGUGGCGAAGAUGGCCACUUUUCAAGGGAGUGUCCUAACUCACAAGGAGGUGGUGGCGGAGGUAAGAAGGGAUGUUUCAGAUGCGGAGAGGAGGGGCACAUGGUUGCGGACUGCCCCAACCCCGACACGCGAGAAUUGGACCCCGACCGCCCCGCUCCGGUCACGUACGUCCCACCCCCUCCCCCAGAUGGAGAGGAGGAGAUCUUCCAGACCAUCGCCAAGGGAAUCAACUUUGACAAGUAUGAUGAGAUUCCAGUAGAGGUGACAGGCAGAGAGUGCCCAUGUCAUAUUGGGUCCUUCGACGAAGCCCAGCUAUACGAGACUUUCCGUGCCAACGUGGCCAAGGCCAAGUACGACCGCCCCACCCCGGUGCAGAAGUACAGCAUCCCCAUCGUCCUGGGCGGGCGGGACCUGAUGGCUUGUGCACAGACUGGAUCAGGAAAAACUGCUGCCUUCCUACUGCCGGUGCUGACAGGCAUGAUGAAGGAGGGGCUCGCCGGCAGCUCGUUCUCCAACAUACAGGAGCCCCAGGCCAUCUGUGUGGCGCCCACGCGUGAGCUGGCCAUUCAGAUCUUCUCUGAGGCCCGCAAGUUCUCGUACGGCACCAUGCUGAGGCCGUGCAUCGCGUACGGAGGGGUGAGCGUCAUGCACCACAAGUCCCAGAUCCAGCGGGGCUGUCACCUCCUGGUGGCUACUCCAGGCAGGCUGCUGGACUUCAUUGACAAGGGAGUGAUCAGCAUAAAGAAGCUGAAGUACCUGAUUCUGGACGAGGCUGACCGCAUGUUGGACAUGGGAUUUGAGCCCGAGAUCCGCAGGCUGGUGGAGACGGCUUCCUGGGGCAUGCCAGCCAAGGGUGAGAGACAGACCCUGAUGUUCAGCGCGACCUUCCCUGAGGAGAUCCAGAAGCUGGCGCAGGAUUUCCUGGAGGACUACAUCUUCCUGACCAUCGGCCGUGUGGGCGGGGCCAACACUGAUGUGGAGCAGACUGUCAUGGAGUCAUCCCAGUACGACAAACGGGAAAAACUCACCGACAUCCUGGGCAACUUAGGUCAGGAGCGAGUGUUGGUGUUUGUGGAGACCAAGAGGAAUGCUGACUUCCUGGCCAGCUACCUGUCCCAGUCUGGGUUCCCCACCACCAGUAUCCAUGGUGACCGACUGCAGAAGGAGAGAGAGGAGGCGCUGAUGGACUUCCGUACCGGCCGUGCCCCGGUGUUGGUGGCCACCUCAGUAGCUGCACGUGGUCUGGACAUCCCCAAGGUGAUGGUGGUUGUAAACUAUGACCUUCCCAGUAGCAUUGACGAGUACGUCCAUCGGAUCGGCAGAACCGGCCGUGUGGGCAACACCGGGAAGGCCAUCAGCUUCUACGACUCGGACAAGGAUGCCAGCCUGGCUCGAUCUCUGGUCAAAGUGCUAGCAGAUGCUCAGCAGAAUGUGCCAGACUGGCUGGAGGAUGCAGCUGAGGGAGCCAUUGGCACCAACUAUGGACCCGCCGGGGGAGCGUUCGGGGCCAGGGAUACCAGGAGACAGUACAAUGGAAGUGGUGGAGGCGGCGGUGGGAUGCAGAAUGGUGGCGGCAGCUUUGCUUCAGGCGGUGGUGGCGGCGGCUUUGCCUCCUCUGCUCCUGACGAGGAGGAAGACUGGGGCUAAAGACCCCCAUCACACCCUCCAAACCUGGACCACAGUAGUUAGGCUUAGGUUCCCCUUUCUCGUUCAGUUCUGGAUUGGUUAGAAAGUUUCCACAAAAGUUUUCACAGAAGUGCACCAAGUACCAGUUAACUACACAACUUUGUUAGCCUGACCAAAACGAUGAUGAUGAUUAUGAUGAUGAUGAUGAUGAUGGCCAAACCAGGUCAAUAAGUUUAUCACAAAGCCUUACCUCAUGUUAGUUACCUUGUCCAAACACAAGUAUUUCCUGGAGCACAUGAUGACAAGGCAUUUUUGUUUCUCACUGUAACAGUUUACUUUUGAAGACUUGGGCAUUACUUUAAAGGGCCCCUCAAAGGACAUACGUGUACUUAAAAACAUAUGAGAUAUAACUAAGUUACUAACGUUGUUCAUACAUGAACUUCAUUAGAAUCUGUUGACCAAGAGUUUUGAAACGAAGCUGACAUACUGACCCAUCUGAAAGUUAUAAGUAAAAAAGGAAGGUGGGAAAAGUUUCAUUUUGUAAAUUCUUGAUCAAUAUAUUUUCAUAUCUCGCUUUUUUUUUGUUUUUGAUAGCAGCCUGUUUCGUGUAGUUACUUAGGGACUAGGAAGACUCGUUUUUGUUUUGAUGUUACGACAAAUAGCAAGGCACGUCUGAGAGAGAAAAGGGAGGCUGCCACAUGUAGGUUUGUAGCAGAUUUUUGUGGAAAAUUGCUGGAGGACCAAGCAGAAGUAAUUACGAGACAAAACGAUCAUCACGAGUGCAAAAGAGUGAUGCUGAUUGGUUAGGAAAGAUUCCGAGGCACCGUGUGGGUUGGCUUGAGUCAUUCCUGACUAAACUUUGUGCCAUAGAAAAGGCACUUCAUGUGACUUUCCUCACUCAACCAAAUUGUAGAAGUGGAGAUCUGGCUUUGGUUGGACAGGCAAAAGGCAUUGGAAGGAGAGGGAUUGGUUCCGCCUUCCAAUACCAUGCCCAAGACUAAGUGGAUAGCAAGCCGGAUAGCAAGCCAAAGGCCUCAAAAAGGCUAUGGGACUUCCUUAACUUGUGGGAAGAUUUUAACCAAGGCUUAGGUGAAGGCACUUGGUUUGUCUUCUUGACAAGACAACUGGAAGCAAGACAACUGUUGAGAUUCUGACAAUCUAAGACAGUAUUUUAUUGAGAAAGCUGUUGGCCCGUUUAACCAAAAACUACUUGUGCAAUACUCCUAUGAUGGGGAGUUAGAAAGAGUCCGAAAAAGGCAUUCCAUGAUGUUUGCUGGCAAACCUAUAGUGGCAUGUCAUGUUGAUGUAAUAUGUGCAAUAUACAUUUAGUGGAAGGGUACAGAAAAGUGUAUAUUUGUACAUAGUAUAUUCAUCGUGAACGAACGUCCCUGUAUGUUGGAUUGCCUUCGCUGGAUGGAGUUUCAUAAAUAUAUAUACAUUAUAUUUUCACCUUGUUUGCUGUUCGUGAUGUUUUCAAAAUAAACAGGAUCAACUUGUUCUGGA